Terrapene triunguis (Three-toed box turtle) is the source of this 3269-nucleotide messenger RNA. It is a transcript of the gene DNAJC18, whose product is annotated as DnaJ heat shock protein family (Hsp40) member C18. Bases 35 to 1108 code for a protein of 357 amino acids. Gene Ontology annotation, molecular function: Hsp70 protein binding. The record is from RefSeq and is a predicted model, not a curated record. Gene Ontology annotation, cellular component: endoplasmic reticulum membrane. Lineage: Eukaryota; Metazoa; Chordata; Testudines; Emydidae. Gene Ontology annotation, biological process: cellular response to misfolded protein. The transcript is spliced from 8 exons.
UCCCGCUCCCGUCCCCCUCCUCCGCCCGAACAACAUGGCGGGGCUGGGCAGCGGGGAGCGCUGGGCCGAAGCCUUAAUUGACGCGAUCAGAAGGAAUGCAUGCCCAACAGAGGAAAACAGUGAGAGUUCUGACUUCUGUGCUUGCAGUGACUGUAUGAGAGGGAAGAAGGAGAAGUGCAACAAUGAGAGGGGUCAAGCAGGCUCUGGAGAAGCUAGUAUGACUUACACAGAGGAGCAGUUAUAUGGGGUACAAAGAAUAAAGAAGUGUAGCAAUUAUUAUGAAAUUUUGGGAGUUGAGAGAGAUGCCAAUGAGGAGGAUUUGAAGAAAGCUUAUCGAAAACUGGCCCUUAAAUUUCACCCUGACAAGAACUGUGCUCCUGGAGCAACAGACGCUUUUAAAGCAAUAGGCAAUGCUUUUGCCAUUCUGAGCAACCCUGAAAAACGAUUACGAUAUGAUCAAUUUGGGGAUGAGCAAGAGACUUUCAGCACUCCCCGGGCUAGGAAUUAUGAUUAUUACAGGGAAUUUGAAGCAGACAUCACACCAGAAGAAAUAUUCAACAUGUUUUUUGGUGGGCACUUCCCUACAGGAAAUAUUCAUAUGUUUUCAAAUGUAACACCAGACGCCCACUAUUAUCGGCGGCGACACCGAAAUGAGAGAGCCUGGACGCAGGACAAAGAGGAGGAAGAGAACAGGCCUCAGAAUACGUACUCUGCAUUUAUUCAGUUGCUGCCGGUUUUGGUGAUCAUAGUUUUGUCAGUUAUAACUCAGCUGAUGGCCACUAAUCCACCGUACAGCCUGUUCUACAAAUCGUCCAUAGGCCAUACCGUCCCUAGAGAAACACAAAACCUGCAGGUGCCUUAUUAUGUUGAUAAAAACUUUGAAAAUAGUUAUAAAGGAACAGAACUUCAAGAGCUAGAGAAAACCGUUGAAAAGGAUUAUAUAGACUAUAUCCAGACCAGCUGCUGGAAGGAGAAACAACAAAAAUCCGACUUGUCGAAUUUGGCCAGAUUAUACCGAGAUGAGCGAUUAAAACAGAAAGCAGAGUCACUGAAACUUGAGCACUGUGAAAAGCUCUCCAAUCUUAUUGGACUACAGAAGGGGGGCUGAGUAGGCCAGACAAAUGCUGGGUUAUUUAUUGCUGUUUUAACUUGUUUCUAUUUCCCUUUGUAUUUAUUAAAAAAAGAAAAGAAAAAGAGCCUAAUGAAGAGUCUUAAUAAUUGGUAACUUUGUAAUUUUCACCGAACUGGGCAACGCUGAGCCAUAGACACAGUAUUUGCUCUAAUAUACUGUAUAUUCUGUUUGGUUCCAAGGACCAAUGGCAUUCAGUGUAAAUUAACUCCCUAAAAUGUAGCUUAGUGUGGCACCAGUCUUCAUUUGAUAUAGUUUUUCUGCCACCCAAGCAACUUUGUUUGCCAGAAAGGUAUACAUAAUAUCCCAUACACUCUGUAUUUUAUUUGGACAUAGACCACACUCAGUCAUUCAGGCGAUGUAGUUUUCAGUUAUAUGCUGGCAUUCCCAUAGUCAUCUGAAGCUGAUGUCGUUGCAUCCAAAAUGGCUUGUGAAAAAAAAAUUAGAGGGCAUACUCCCUGCUCCAUUCUACUUUCCAGUGCUUAGCUCAAGUAUUCAUCAAGGCCUUGAUUCAGCUAAGUACCUAAGCAUGUACUUAGGUCUCAUUGAAGUCAAUGAGAUUUAAGCAUGUGCUUAAAAUUAAGCAUGUGUUAAGUGCUUUGCUGAAUUUAGAUCCAAACCUGUACUAUUCUUUUAUAAUUAGUGAUGUAAUUAAGAUUGCAAGUAGGAACUUGGAAAUUGUUUGUUCCUGCAAUAGCAUCUCAGUUGCUAACAUUCAUUGCUGUGCACGUGGGAUGCAUUCCUGGAGUCCCUGCUCUUGCCACAAUAUCUCAUUUGAAUUCACCCAUUUAUCCUUUUCUCUCACAUGGAAAACUUGCAAUGAUAACAUUCAUUGUGAAAAUUACAGCUAUUCUUUAGCUAAAUUUGAAGGAUGUCAGUGGACUUAAUUAAGCAAAGGUGUAUCCCAUCUCUUUUGCAAUGAGCGGGAGAAGCUUUUCCACAGCUAACUAAGAAAACCAGCUCAAACUUUGAGAGUUUCAUUGUAAUCAGAAACUUACAAGAGGUGAUAAUUUGUUAAAUUUACAGCAGGAAAGAAAUCUUAGGUGGAUUCUUAUGACUGCCAAGCCACUGGAGAAGAGACUGCAGAUGCAUUUUUCUCAUGUAUUCUAUUCAGUGGCACAGUAUUUUUAUUUUUUAAGCUUAUUGUCUAGUUUGAUUUUAUCUCCAAGCCUUCUCUUUCUUCUUGCUCCAACAGAUUCUGCAUGCAGUUUUUUGAUACAGUUCUUAUUUAACACAUUCUUGCUUUGAUGUGCAAUUGUCAUGCAUGUUUCACUCUAGAGAUUGGAUUUUUUUUUCUUUGUAAUACUAAUUUAUUACUCUCCUGUUUUAUAAUCCUCUUUUAUAAAAUCUUCACUUAAUGGAAGGCAGAGAAAGAGAUGUACUCAUAAGCAGCAGAGAACAAAAUGUUUUUACAAAUAAUCAAGUUACUGGGUGGGUUACUCUAGUGCAGGGCAGCUACUGUGUGCUGCAUUACCAUUAUAAUCUAAUUUAACUGGCCUAGGAACUGUAAGGCUGAUCCUCCAGUGGACUAGAUCUGAUGUAGAGGCUCUUAUGCCACACGACCACCCCGCUGCCAGUGUAGCAGGGAAAAGAGGGCAUGGCCCAGAUGCUUCUGCAGCAUGUCAAUCCUCAGUUGCAUUUUGGCCCCUUGUAACUAUUUCAGCCUGGUGUAAAUUAGAGCAUCCUUUGAGCUGUUCUAACAGUACAAAGAGACCGGCCUGCAUGCAGCUGCAGAAGGAUCAAGGCUGUCCAAAGGUGGGUUUUAAACCACGUAUGCCUACCCCCUUAACGGGACUCUCCGUCUACAAAUUUGUUGAACGGACUCUUCUAGAGGAUGAAAUUGUCUUUUUCCACAGACCAGGUACAUUACAUGUAGUGGUAGAGAAGAUCCCAUCUUCAGCCCGGAUCUAGUGACAAUAGUGACUCUUGUAAUGUGUUGACCCCUCUCCACUAGAACUAAUCCAAUACUCCACCCACUUUUAAACCUCACUAUAGGUAGUGCAGGUAGCCACAGUUUGCCUUUUUUUUUUUUUUAAAUCUAGGAGAUCACAUACAAAAUACUACCUUAGAAUAAUGUUAAGGUUGCAAAGUCAUGGGCUCCAAAGUUAAGAAAUGGCAGAAUUAAGGUUGCCCAUCCAGU